This is a messenger RNA of Procambarus clarkii (red swamp crayfish), 3140 nucleotides long. RefSeq lists its product as uncharacterized. The record is from RefSeq and is a predicted model, not a curated record. Lineage: Eukaryota; Metazoa; Arthropoda; Malacostraca; Decapoda; Cambaridae.
UCACACACACACCGGGACCCCCACUCUCUCACGACACACACACACACACGUACUGGGAGACGGACGAAAACGGGGCUCAGUUGCCCGCUGUCCUCUGCCAGGGAUUGGUCUCCAAGCGUCCAGUGACACUUCGUCCUCACUAUCUCCGGAAAGAUAAGGAGCAUCACGGGAGGAUCGGCGGAGUUCCUCGCCUUACACCACCUUUACGGUGCCACACCCUCCACGGUGCCACACCCUCCACGUGCCACACCCUCCAGGUGCCACACCCUUCACGUGCCACACCCUCCACGUGCCACACCCUCCACGUGCCACACCCUCCACCAUGGAGGCUUGGCUCCGUUCCCUCGUCGUCUGCACAUCUCUCGCCCUCAUGACAGGUGGCGCUGGGGGCAUCCAGGUGGUGGAGGAGCCGGGCCUGCAGGUGGUCGAGAACGGCACCGUCGACCACGUCGUCCUCGACUGUCCCUUCGUCCUCGAGGCUGAGGACAACAUUGGACUGGUCAUCAAGUGGUUCCACCUCAACAACCCUAUAGCGGUCUACCAGUGGAUCUCCGGCCGCCAUGCUCCCCAGGCCACGGGGAUCCUGGAGGGUCGUCUGGACCUGCAGUUCGAGGUGUCAGAGGACGCCCUCCAGCGCCACCGAGCCCUCAAGAUCCUGCGCCCCACCACGGAGCUGGCCGGCCUCUACACCUGCAGCAUCUCCUCCUUCGCCGACGAGAAGUUAUACACCCAGCGGCUCCUUGUAUACAGCGAGCCCCAGGACGUGAAGGUGUGGACGGAGGAGCAGGACGACGACCACGUCACUGUCCUGUGUCAGGUGGACCACGUCUUCCCCCAGCCCCUCCUGCGUCUCCGUCAGCGGUCUGCAGGCAAUGACAGCGUGGCGCUGAGCGCGGUGAAGGAGGUCAACUCGUGGUCGCGAGGCAGUUACAACCUGACGGUGGAGGCGACGGUCAGGGACGAUGACCUGGACGGUCCUACAGUGUUCGAGUGUCUGGUCACCAUCCCCGACACUGAGGUCCAGGUCCUCUCCGACACCGAGUACCAUCCUAGAGUCCGACCAGUUGCGGGAGAAGUGAAAACGGGCGGUGGAGGGGGUAACUCUGCUGUCUCCGUGAUGGCUGGCCUCGCCUUGCUUCUCCUCUGGCGGGUGUAGGGUUACCUCUGAAGGAGCCAGAGUGAGCCUCCAGGUCGUCUUCCCAGGUGACCUACCUGCCACCACCUGCUGCUGAAGAUACCUGCACCGCCACCUUGUGUGUGUGUGUGUGUGGUCUUCCUUGGAGCCCGCGGGAGACCACAGUGUGCCUUGAGUCCAUCGUCGUGCCUGCAGCCAUCUUCAGGAGGUGCCAGGUGGCGCCUGCAGCCAUCUUCAGGAGGUGCCAGGUGGCGUCUGCAGCCAUCUUCAGGAGGUGCCAGGUGGCGCCUGCAGCCAUCUUCAGGAGGUGCCAGGUGGCGCCUGCAGCCAUCUUCAGGAGGUGCCAGGUGGCGCCUGCAGCCAUCUUCAGGAGGUGCCAGGUGGCGCCUGCGGCCAUCUUCAGGAGGUGCCAGGUGGCGCCUGCAGCCAUCUUCAGGAGGUGCCAGGUGGCGCCUGUGGCCAUCUUCAGGAGGUGCCAGGUGGCGCCUGCAGCCAUCUUCAGGAGGUGCCAGGUGGCGCCUGCGGCCAUCUUCAGGAGGUGCCAGGUGGCGCCUGCAGCCAUCUUCAGGAGGUGCCAGGUGGCGCCUGCGGCCAUCUUCAGGAGGUGCCAGGUGGCGCCUGCAGCCAUCUUCAGGAGGUGCCAGGUGGCGCCUGCGGCCAUCUUCAGGAGGUGCCAGGUGGCGCCUGCGGCCAUCUUCAGGAGGUGCCAGGUGGCGCCUGCGGCCAUCUUCAGGAGGUGCCAGGUGGCGCCUGCGGUCAUCUUCAGGAGGUGCCAGGUGGCGCCUGCGGCCAUCUUCAGGAGGUGCCAGGUGGCGCCUGCGGCCAUCUUCAGGAGGUGCCAGGUGGCGCCUGCAGCCAUCUUCAGGUGAAUGCCAGGCGGCGCCAGCAGGUGGACCAGGCUGUUGCUGGAGCGGGAAGCACAUCAACCUUGUCCCCUUCAGCGUGACCUGGGCAUGUGUGGCUUCUGAAGAAGUGCCUUUCCUUCACACUAUUUAACAAGUGCUUUUUGAUCAUUGUGAGUGAUUCGGUGUUUUCACAUAAAUUGUUAUAAUGCCAAAGAUUUAAUACUAGUUUAUAUUUUUGCCUGGUGGUGGCUGUAGACACGUCACGAGUUGUCUAGUCGAGGAUCCUAUUCUAACUGUGCCAUUUAUACUUCCAUAUUGUUAGUCCUGUAUGACGUUAUUUCAAGAUUUCAAUUGUGGCGAAGCUGUAGAAGGCUGUCGACGGGGCCCACCUCGCACACCCUUUGGACAAGUGUCCUGCCCAAGGAGAAACGUGUCCUGCCCAAGGAGAAACGUGUCCUGCCCAAGGAGAAACGUGUCCUGCCCAAGGACACACGUGUCCUGGCCAAGGACACGCACAUCGUGUGUGUCGUGUUCUGAGACAGUGUCCCAGGAAGACGUCUUCCAGGGCCUAGUUGCAAGAUUGUGUCCCCGGGCCGUCAUAGGUCUAUGCACAUACUGUAUAUGCGGCCCUAUGCCUUACUAUAUUUUCAUUGCGACACUUGAAAUAAUUCAGUAUAUAAUAUUUAUAAUCCUAAUGUAUAAUCGAACAAAAUAUAUUUUUGCUUCUGUAUAUAGGAAACAAAUUUGGAUUAUGAGAACUUUUCCAGGCUAGGAAGUUCCUUCGAUCCCCCUGUAGCCUACUACUACUACCUGUGUUAAAGAACACACUACUGUCAGCUGUGCUAAGGAGACCUUCUGUCAGCCAUGCUAAGUAGGUCUGUUGCCAACCAUGAUAAUAAGUUAAGAAGGCCUAAAAAGAAUGUUAAUCAGAUCUACAGCGAGCUGUAUUCAGUAAGCCUGCUGCCAGCUAUGCUAAUUUGGCCUACAGCUAUAUUAAAUAGGCCUACUGUCAGCUAUGUUAAAUAAACCUUGUGCCGGUUUUGUAAGCCUACUGCCAGCUAUGCUGAGAUUAGUAAGAUACAAUGUAUCAUGUACGCACGUGUCCCCCCCCCCCCAUGCAAUGUUUUGUUGAGUUUAUAAUAAAAAUAACAAGAAACUGG